This is a messenger RNA of Perca fluviatilis (European perch), 4165 nucleotides long. RefSeq names its product 5'-nucleotidase, cytosolic IIa (gene nt5c2a). Bases 154 to 1896 code for a protein of 580 amino acids. The transcript has 19 exons. Gene Ontology annotation, molecular function: 5'-nucleotidase activity. NCBI's taxonomy places the organism in Eukaryota, Metazoa, Chordata, Actinopteri, Perciformes, Percidae. The record is from RefSeq and is a predicted model, not a curated record.
AAGACUGAUGACAAAGACAGAAGUGUAACUGUAACUUUACAGCUGGUGGCGAUAAUGCUCCUUCCGGCUGCAAUUCUCCAGUAGAAGAAGAAGAAGAAGAAGAAGAAGAAGAAGAAGAAGAAGAAGAAGAAGGCGGCAGUAGUGUUGUUCAAGAUGACGACUUCAUGGAGUGACCGGCUGCAGAACUAUGCCGACCUACCGGCCAACAUGGACGGUGUGGCCAUGAAAAAGUAUCGACGGGAAGUUCACCACAGCUUUCCAAGGGAUCUGGCCCAAAACCAUCCUGCAACAAGAGUGUUUGUCAACCGAAGCUUGGCCAUGGAGAAGAUCAAGUGUUUUGGUUUUGAUAUGGAUUACACUCUGGCGGUGUAUAAAUCUCCUGAGUAUGAGUCGCUGGGCUUCGACUUGACGGUGGAGCGCCUGGUGUCCAUUGGCUAUCCACAAGAGCUGCUCAACUUUGUCUACGACCCCUCCUUCCCCACCAGAGGUCUGGUGUUUGAUGCGAUGUAUGGCAACCUGCUUAAAGUGGAUGCAUAUGGGAACAUCCUGGUGUGUGUACACGGAUUCAACUUCUUGAGGGGACCUGACAUCAGAGAGCUGUACCCCAACAAGUUCAUUCAGCGUGGAGACACGGACCGCUUCUAUAUCCUCAACACACUCUUCAACCUGCCUGAAACCUACCUCUUUGCUUGCCUGGUUGAUUUCUUCAGUAACUGCUCCAGAUACACAAGUUGUGACGCUGGCUUCAAAGACGGCGACCUUUUCAUGUCCUAUAAGAGCAUGUUCCAGGAUGUCCGAGACAGCGUGGACUGGGUUCAUUUAAAGGGGUCCUUAAAAGAAAAAACUGUUGAAAACCUGGAGAAGUAUGUGGUAAAGGAUCCGAAGCUUCCUCUUCUCCUCAGUCGCAUGAAUGAAGUAGCCAAAGUGUUUCUGGCCACUAACAGUGACUACAAAUACACAGAGAAAAUUAUGACCUACCUGUUUGACUUUGCCCACGGCCCAAAGCCGAGCACACCUCACCGGCCCUGGAAGUCCUAUUUUGACCUGAUCCUGGUGGACGCCCGCAAGCCUGUGUUCUUUGGAGAGGGAACAGUGCUGCGGCAGGUUGACACUACCACAGGUCGGCUGAAGAUCGGCACAUACACUGGACCUCUGCAGCAUGGCAUUGUUUACUCAGGAGGUUCUUCAGACAUUGUGUGUGACUUGCUGGGUGCUAAAGGAAAGGACAUCAUCUACAUUGGAGACCACAUUUUUGGUGACAUCCUCAAAUCCAAGAAGCGCCAGGGCUGGAGGACUUUCUUGGUGAUACCUGAGCUGGCCCAGGAGUUGCAUGUGUGGACUGACAAGAGCUCCAUAUUUGAGGAACUUCAGUCGCUGGAAUGCUUCCUCGCUGAGCUUUACAAGCACCUGGACAGCAGCAGCAAUGAGAGGCCUGACAUCAGCUCACUGCAGAGACGCAUUAAGAAAGUGACCCAUGACAUGGACAUGUGCUACGGCAUGACGGGAAGUCUGUUUCGCAGCGGGUCCCGACAGACUCUGUUUGCCUCCCAAGUGAUGCGCUACGCGGACCUGUACGCCGCCUCCUUCAUCAACCUGCUCUACUACCCCUUCAGCUAUCUGUUCAGAGCUGCACACGUGCAGAUGCCUCAUGAGUCUACAGUGGAGCACGCCAAAGUCCACAUCAUUGACACAGAGUCGCCGCUGGCCACACGAAACCGCCACGACGUCGACUUCAAGGAGAUGGAGUGCAAACGGCACCAGCUGACUCGAUCCAUCAGCGAGAUCCAGCCCCCCCACUUCUUCCCUCAGCCUCCACAGGAGAUCACUCACUGCCAUGAUGAAGAUGACGAUGAGGAGGAGGAGGAGGAGGAGGAGGAGGAGGAGGAGGAGGAGUAGAGGGAAGGAGAAGAGCAGAGAGGUCUGCAGAUUGCUGUCACAUCCAAUACAUCCUGCUUCCACGAGUCUGGUCUCCAAACUGUUUUCUCAUGAAAACACGCACAUGACCCACCACCAUAUGCGAGACAGGAUUUUUGGAUUUCUGCAAGAAACGAUCACAACGAGUAGUUGGUGGCUGAGCCACAGCGAUAAAGAAAAGAAAGGUGGGGGGGGGCAAAAAAUAGCCUGUUUCCACAUAUCUUUACUAUCCAUAGCCUGUUUUCUCUACGUGAAGCAACAACUUUGGUCCGUGUUGCAAACAAAAAUGUUCCGGUUUCCCCUCAGCCAGUGUGUUGCGCUCUCAUUGGCUGUAGCUCCAACAGCUCCAGAUUUUAAGCCUGCUAGAUACAGCAAGGCACCAGCAAGCCUCUUGUCUCACUGUUUUGAAUCACACGGCACACACGUCGUUGUGUGUUAACCACAGCUGCUGAAACUAGACUCAAUGGUAAAACGGUUCUACUCCAUAAGAGUAUAUGUUUAUGAUGCCUGCUAACGGUGACGUGGAUUUCACAUGCUAACAUCUCAUGAUACCAGCUUAGAGAAACGUCACCUACUUAUUUACCCGGUAAUUCUUCUUUUUACUGUGUUGUAAAAUAGGACCACAAUUCCCAAAGCUCACCCUGAAGUCCUUACUCGGUAACCCUUUACUUGAAGGUAUCUACAUAAGAGUGACAUGACACUGUCAUGAACCCUAACCCAAACUCUAACCAUAACUUGUGAUAAGAAAAACCGAAUGACACUUACUAAAAGAAGCGUUAUGCCAUAAACAUUUAUGAUUUCACUGUCAUGUCACUCUUAUGUAGAUACCUUCAAGUAAAGUGUAACCCCUUACUCUUAUAUAAGUCUGCAUUACAUGUCUUAAAAAAGUAAUGUAGAUAGUACACCUUGCACCACAGUUACUGCCUUAUUCGUCUCGCUUUACAGAUACAGUGAGUGUGAAUGAGAAUUAUUGUUAUUUUGAACAUGAAUGUUGAGUUGUUUUCAUGGUCACAGGUGAAAGGUAUGGAAGCCCAUGUCUGCCAGACGACAAUCGCAAUACUGGCAGGUUCAAAUGAUAAGAUAACAAGUCAGUGUUCCGACUUGCAACAUUUUAAAUUUCAGUCUGCAUUAUUAGACCCUAAGACUUAAUUAAGGAGAAGUCCAAUCUUUGGCUUGAUCCGAUUGACUUGACAAAAUGUGUAAAUAGGAAAUUAGAAAGUCACAAUUUUGACAACUCAUAAUUUUGAAUUUAAGUUUGUUCUGUUUUUUUAUAAAGUCAUCAGUUAAAAUGUUAACUAAGUCAAAUUUGAGAUAAAAAUGUGUAGUUCAGUGCGAUUUGUCCAAAUUUUGACUUAUCACCUCACAAUUAUUAUUCAAAAUGAUGAUGAUUAACUCGCUGUCGUGAUUUUGAUUUUUAUCAUGCGUGUUUGUGUUGUUGUUGUCGUUGGCGGUAAUGGUCCUCCAUAAAAGGUGAACCUGCUGCUGAUCACGACUGCUGUGUCUGCUGUAAACGUGCUGGUACUGUAGUGUGUGUGUGUGUGUGUGUAAGUCCACGUGAUGAGGGUACAAUAGUGUAUUUUUGUGCUGAGAGUAUUAUUACAUGUUGUUAUUUUAAAAAGACCUGUGAUUUAAAAGGAGGACCUGUUUCUUAAAAAAAAAAAAAAAAAAAAAGUAUUGAUCCUUAGAUGAGGUGGAACGUGGCCUCCUCUCUGAUUCACAGAAAGCAAAUGUGUGAAUGUGAGAUUCUACUGUUUUUGUGUUUUAGUCUCACACAAGAAGUCGCUGAUUACAUUUGCUAAAGCGGCCUCAUCCUGUUUGGACUGAAGAGACAUAUUUUGACUUGUUUAAAUGUCCUCUUGACCAUUAAUUGUUUGACCUUUUUCAGCCCCGGGUUGCACCUUGGGAUGCUUAUCGUGUUAUUUGAGGUUUCAGAGCAAAAAGCACCAAUGAUUUAAAUGUUUAAUAUCCGUUCAUCUCAGAACUGUUGAGCAUGCCUGUGUUCGCUGUCAGCUUUGAAGCCUAACUUAGACUGUAAUAAUCAGACAUACUGAAAUGCAAAGUGAACCAAAUGAAUGUAUUUUUCAUUUUUUACCAGCAGUAGGUAAUGCAUGGGUUGACUUUUUUUUUUUUUUCUCGUUUUAAUUGAAAUGUUGUCUUUGUUGUGAAGAAUGUUGAAAGCAGCGAUUCUGCAGUUUAGAUGGUUUAAGUCAUGACUGAUGUUUGUAAUAAAUUUUCUGAUCUGAUAUUGUAA